Molecule: messenger RNA, 774 nt
Organism: [Torrubiella] hemipterigena
Lineage: Eukaryota; Fungi; Ascomycota; Sordariomycetes; Hypocreales; Clavicipitaceae
Source: the annotation of a GenBank genome assembly
AUGUCUUCCCCAUCAUUUACCCAAGCUCUAAUACAGUCCCACUCAGAGGCAUACCAGGCCGCUACCCAGUCUGCGUUUCUGCGCAACGCCGCGCGGGGCAAAGUCCCCAAGGCCACGCUCGGCACAUGGCUCGCCAACGACAGGCUCUACAUUCACGGCUACAUUCGCGGCACAGGACGCCUGCUCAGCUUCCUCGGCCUCCCGCAGACUGUGGCCGAGCAGAAUCAUGGCUCAGAUGCCGCAACACAGCUCUUUGACUGGUCUGUCGACGCACUGGUCAACAUCCGUCGCGAGGAGGCCUUCUUUGUAGACACAGCCCGGCGCUACGGCAUCGACGUCAACCUACCAACAGGCGCAGACGGCGCCGUUGUUCCACAGGCUGCUAAGCUGCCGGGACUUCAACGCUUCGAGACCCUCUUUGAUAAAUUGGCUCCUGGGCCUGGGUCUCUACUUCCGUGGUUGGAGAGCGCGGUGGUGUUUUACGGAACAGAAAAGUGUUACCUUGAUGCAUGGACGUGGGCAAAGAGCCAGCUUAGUGGAACGACUCAUAAUGACGAUGAUGGGGGCGCUCUGCGUGCUGAGUUUAUACCGAAUUGGACGUCUGCUGACUUUGUUGUAUUUGUGGACAUGCUGGGGAAGAUUAUUGACGAUGCUGUUGCAGAGGAAGUGCGGCGUGGCGACGGCAAAGUUUGGGAUGUGUUGAUGGCGAGGGUUACGCCGUGGUGGGAGGAGCUGUUGGCUGCUGAAGAAGGGUUUUGGCCGGCAAUGGAGUGA